GACUUUGAAACCAACGAGGAGCUGAAGUUCAGGGUGAUCGGCUUUCUGGAGGAGGUUAUUCAUGAUCCCGAGCUCCUCACGCAGGAGAGGAAAGCAGCCGCCAACAUCAUCAGGACCCUGACGCAGGAGGAUCCAGGAGACAACCAGAUAACCCUGGAGGAGGUCGUACAGAUGGCUGAGGGAGUCAAAGCAGAACCUUUUGAAAACCACUCGGCCCUGGAGAUCGCAGAACAGCUGACGCUGCUGGAUCACCUCGUCUUCAAGAAGAUCCCGUACGAAGAGUUCUUCGGGCAAGGUUGGAUGAAGCUGGAGAAGAACGAAAGGACUCCUUACAUCAUGAAGAACACAAAACACUUCAAUGAUGUCAGCAACUUGAUAGCAUCCGAGAUCCUCCGGAACGAGGAGAUCAACGCACGGGUGAGCUCCAUUGAGAAGUGGGUGGCGGUGGCGGACAUCUGCCGGUGCCUGCACAACUACAACGCGGUGCUGGAGAUCACCUCCUCCCUCAACCGCAGUGCCAUCUUCCGCCUGAAGAAAACCUGGCUCAAAGUCUCCAAGCAG
Apaloderma vittatum (bar-tailed trogon) is the source of this 561-nucleotide messenger RNA. Its product is annotated as ras-specific guanine nucleotide-releasing factor 1-like. The annotation marks the transcript as partial. Gene Ontology annotation, molecular function: guanyl-nucleotide exchange factor activity. The record is from RefSeq and is a predicted model, not a curated record. Lineage: Eukaryota; Metazoa; Chordata; Aves; Trogoniformes; Trogonidae. Gene Ontology annotation, biological process: positive regulation of GTPase activity; Ras protein signal transduction. Gene Ontology annotation, cellular component: plasma membrane. The transcript has 5 exons.